AUGACGCCGAAACAGCCAGUAGAAGAAAAGAACGGAUUACAUAACGAGUCCCACACGUGGCAGCUCGAUAUGUCUCAGCCAAUUGGACGUGUUGUUCAGGAGCCCAUCCGCCUCUAUGGCAAUGGCGUCGCCGCGACCGACAUAGAGCCCGAUAUGGAGCAACUAGCUGCAAUGGCAGUGAAAAAGGUGGAGGUGCAUAAAGCCAGAAAGAGCUUUAUUACUAGGAUUGGAGAUGUCAUGCUUGGUAAAAACUUUGACAACAAGUCAAUCAGAACCAGGAUCGACGACGCAUCCCGUGCCGCUUUUGGUUCCCCCGCACCGUCUCAAGAAGCCAUACAUGCCGAAAAUGCAAGUCUCGACAUCACCCUGAGAGAGGUUAAAGCCAUACAAGACCUCCUUAGGAAGUGCGGGAGAAGUACGGAGGGGGGUAUCGCCGACGGACUUGAGCCGGCAAUAGCAGCAGCACAGCACCUAAAGGGCAUAUUCAAAGACAAGAAGUUCGGCCCAACGCACAAGAGCGACUUCGAUUUGUUUGACGCUCGGUUCAGAACGGAAGUAGAAGAUAAAGUGGCCGACUGGAAAGAGUUGCUGACACAAGGCAGUCAAGGCAAUUCGGCCUAUGCCGCCUACACCAGAAGCAUGAAGGACGCUGACUUCGACACGAAACUCAAAGAAAUCUUCCUUGAACACCUAAAAGGUGGUCUAACAAACGAGAUGGUCCGGGGAUUUCAUGUCGAAAAGGUGAACGAGGAAACCCUCAAAGACCAUUCGCAUGAAUCCAUUUCACUUCUGGGCUUUGUGGAGAUGGUCGCACGAAUUAUAGCCCAAUCGUGUGACACUUUGGAUGCAUUGGCUAGGGAGAUAAAAACCGAACUGGCGGGCAGCUUGUCCGCCGGCUAUCCAUCUGUAUUGUUCAUUUGCAGUGGUAAGAAGCCUGCGGAUCCGUUUGCCAUCGCAUCAUCGAAAGAUAUGCACAAGCCGUCGAAAUUGCUCGAUCAGAUGGUCGAGCGUUUCCGCACAACAGAGCGGCAAAAGCACCUGCCCCUCAAACAUGACGAAGACGCGGUAAAGAUGUCGGAGAAGGCCCACGUUCUUUUCGUCGAAGCCGAGGCAGAAGUCGCCGCGAAAAUGAGCAGCGACGCGUACAAAAGCCUGAGCGACGAGAAAAAGGGGGACGAAAAGGAGAGCGUGAGGACGGCCAAGCUGAAAAGCUUCCACGACGCGCACGCACGCUCCAUCUUCAACCGCCACUGCGAGACCGGGCUCGCGCUCAGCGUCCCGGGCUUCACGCCGCUGGCGCGUUGCCCGCGCUGCAUGUUCGUGUCCAACUACGGCGCAACCGCCGAAGGCGCGCGGGAAGAGAAGGCCAAUCUGCGCAAGGACAAGUGGGGGAAGUGGAACGAGGGCAUGGCUUGUGCAGAGACCAUCGUGCCUUUCUACUGUGGCCGCGGGGGCCAUGGUGGCGCCGUUGCCACUUGA
Messenger RNA from Lasiosphaeria miniovina, 1479 nucleotides. RefSeq lists its product as uncharacterized. The coding region runs from base 1 to 1479 and encodes 492 amino acids. Lineage: Eukaryota; Fungi; Ascomycota; Sordariomycetes; Sordariales; Lasiosphaeriaceae. The record is from RefSeq and is a predicted model, not a curated record. The transcript is spliced from 6 exons.